Messenger RNA from Rubroshorea leprosula, 650 nucleotides. NCBI's taxonomy places the organism in Eukaryota, Viridiplantae, Streptophyta, Magnoliopsida, Malvales, Dipterocarpaceae. The record is from the annotation of a GenBank genome assembly.
ACACCAAGUCACCAACUAAGAGAAAAAUGGCUACUAACUUGAGUUUUUGGCUAUGUUUUCUCCUAAUCCUUUUCGUUUCGUUUUCGGGUUCUGAAUCUCGCCCGAUUGUUCCAUUUUCGAUGAGGAGUCAGGCAUUAUUGUCCGAGGGGCGACAAUACAGUUCCAAGGAAAUUUCAGGCGGGGCGACCAAAAAGCAUGCCCUGAUGGAGGAAGCCGAAUUAGUGUUGAAGGAAAGCAUGGAGAGACAGGAAGGAAAGCCUUUUGAGGAGUCCAAAAGACUGAGUCCAGGAGGACCUGAUCCAAAACAUCACUGAUUAAUCAUCUGCUAAAUUAUAGGCGUAAAACGAAACUCAUCUGUAAAAUUUGAUCAGCAUUUGGGUUGGGGCGGGCAAUAUUCUACAAAAAAUAAGCAAAAUUUAGUUUGCAGGUAUGCAUAGGAGUGGUUGAGUUUGGACAUUAUAUAUGUAUGUGUGUGUGUAAUGUUGAUGGCUGAUAAAAAAUAUAUAUGUAACGUUGAUGAAGUGUUUUACAGCCUCUCUUUGAUAUUUGAAAGCUUUUGUUGCAGUAAAGUAGUGUGUGUAUCAUUUCGUGAUGUAGCACAUUAAAUGAUGCCCUCUUGAGAACACCAUUAACAAAGGAUUGAGUUUGUA